AUGGCAGACCAAUGGCCUGCAAAGAAAGUGCGCGAGACCUUCCUUGACUUCUUCAAGCAGAGGCACCACAGUUUUGUUCCACCCUCGUCUGCUUCUUUUGGCGAUUAUUUCAAGAAGGAGGCGAUUGGAUAUGCGUGGGAGCUGCUCACUGAGGUUUUCGGUCUCGAUCCUAACAGAAUCUACGUCACAUACUUCGAGGGUUACGCACCAAGUGGACUUGGCCCAGACGACGAGGCCAAGGACCUGCUUCGCGAGAUCGGCGUUGCUGAUGAUCACAUCGUGGCGGGUAACAUUAAGGAUGACUUUCGGGAGAUGGGAGACCAAGGUCCUUGUGGCCCUUGCAUCGAACUUCACUAUGAGUUGAUCGGAGGCCGCAACGCUACGCACCUUGUCAACCAAGAUGGUCCGGACGUCAUAGAGAUCUGGAUUGACGUUUUCGUGCAGUACAACAGAGAAGCCGACAAAUCUCUGCGAUUACCCCCAAGCAAACAUAUCGACACCGGUCUAGGAUUUGAACGCUUGCUAUCCGUAUUGCAAAACAAGACAUCGAACUAUGAUACAGACCUCUUUACUCCUCUCUUCGACAAGAUUCAAGAGGUUAUAGGUGCUUGCUCGUACCGAGGACGGUUUGGCAUCGAGGAUACUGAUGGGAUCGACACCGCUUAUCGCGCUGUUGCUGACCACGUGCGUACGAGUGUGUUCGCCAUAUCGGAUGGGGUGAUACCUAAUAACGUCGGCCGCGGGUACAUUGUACGAAGAACUGUGCGACGCGGUGCUGGCUAUGGUAGAAAGUAUCUGAAUGCUGAGCUUGGGUCAUUUUUUUCUAAAAUCGUCCCUACUGUCAUUGAGCAUAUGGGAGACACGUUCCCAGAGAUUCGAAGAAAAGAAACAGAGUUCAAGGAGGCCAUGUUCAACAAAUAUGUUCAGGCUUGUCAGUCUGAGGGUUCGAAGUACCUUCAUGGAGCAUACGUGUGGCGCCUAUACGACAUAUAUGGAUUCCCGAUCGACCUGACCAAGUUAAUAGCUGAAGAGCAAGGCCUGCAUAUCAAGGACGAGGAAGUGUCUGCUGCCCAGAGGGGUGAAAAGAAGGUUAACUCUCAGACCACCGUUCACGAUCUCGCUAGCAUAGCACUACGCAAAAUAUCAAAAAGGAGUGAUACAGGCGACACUCAAGGCCAUCUACUUCAACAAAAAGUUUGUCAAAAGCACCUCGAAGUUCCUCAGGGUGAAGAGUUUGGUGUACUCCUCCACAAGACAAAUUUCUACGCUAAGUCUGGGGGUCAGCAAUUUGACACUGGACGCUUAGUCAUUGAUAAUCUUGCAGAGCUUGAUGUCAGAAACGUUCAAUCCUACAAAGGAUAUGUGCUUCAUACUGGCUUCUUGAAGUAUGGUUCGUUGGCAGUGGGCGAUGAGUUACUCGCCGAAUACGACGAGUCGCGACGUCAACCAAUUCGAAUGAACCACACUGGAACGCACAUUCUCAAUUUUGCACUGCGGGAGGUCUUGGGGAAAGAGGUUGAGCAACAUGGAUCGCUCCUCGCACCGGAGAAGUUACGGUUCGAUUUUUCCCACAAGACUGGUGUUAUUGAUGAGGAGUUAGAGCGGAUUGAGGAAAUCUCAGACAAGUACAUCAAGGAUGGAAAGUUGUUAUUUGCGUCGGACGUUAAUCUAUCAACCGCGAGACGAAAACAAGGUGUGCGUGCUGUGCUUGGCGAGACGUGUCUUGACCCUGUUAGAGUUGUCUCCAUCGGAAUGCCUGUGGAAAAUCUCGUCUCUGACGUUGCUUCCAAAGGUUGGUGGAAGUACAGUAUCGAGUUCUGUGGAGGAACUCAUGUCGAGCGAACUAGUGAAGUCCAAGAGCUUACCGUACUCGAAGAGUAUGGCAUUGCGAAGGGCAUCCGACGAAUCGUCGCCGUGACUGGUCAAGACGCCUUGGAAGCCCGACGCGUAGCUAGCUCUUUUGAAGCUGAGAGCCUUAAUCCGAUCGAGCACAUGGCUUUCUCUUUCGAAAAAGAAAAGCGCGUCAAGGAAGCUCAACUUCAACUUGCGAGGAUUGCUAUCCCAACAUUGACCAAGAAAGCGCUCACAAAGCGCCUCGAAAAAGUCGUCAAGACCACAUUGAAAGAGCAGAAAGAGGUUCAGAGACAUCAAUUCAAUGACGCCAUUCAACUCGUGGAUACACACUUUGAACAGAAUAGCAAUAGUGUUUCAUUCGUCGCUAAUCUCCCCUCCAAAUCAUCCGCCAGAACCAUCUCUGCGGCAGUCAAGCACAUAUCUAACCAAAACUAUGGCAAGAGUGUGUAUUUAAUCGGCGUCGACAGUGCCACAGAAAAAGUUGCUCACGGAUGCUAUGUUGCACCGGAGCACUCAUCCAAGGGCUUAAAUGCAAACGAGUGGGUCGCGCAGGUCGCAGGUGCGCUAGGAGGUAAACAGGGGGCAAAGGGUCAACGAGCGUCGGGAGUGGUGGAGAUGUGGGGAAAAUAUAUGAAGUGGUGGGUGUUGCUAUCGAGCACCUUGAAAAGCUGGGGCUCCAUUGAGAGAGCUUGGCAUGCAGUAUGUGGAUUUAUCGAGAUUAAUAUUUCUGCGUCGCCAAGAGGUGAAUUCCUCACUCCGAGCGCCCGACAUUCAGGCCUCUUAUCCAAGAGCUUAAGGUCGAAUUCAAGAAGAACACUAAUCGAGCAUGCCUUCACGACCAUACUGCCAAGAGAUUUUCACGGACAAGCACUGCGGCCGUACCCAAUAUGCAUCGCUUGUGUCGACGCCAUCGUAAAUUGGUAG
This is a messenger RNA of Plenodomus lingam JN3, 2778 nucleotides long. The record is from RefSeq and is a predicted model, not a curated record. NCBI's taxonomy places the organism in Eukaryota, Fungi, Ascomycota, Dothideomycetes, Pleosporales, Leptosphaeriaceae.